UGCUUGUAGGUUAGGAUAGUGUCAGGUUUAUUAUUUGUUAGCGUAAUUUUAUAAAAUGCUCCGAAGUGUUUCACGAAUAUUAAGAUUUAACUAUGGACAAAUGCUGGCAGUGCCAUCUAUAAAUUUAGUUAAUAUUAAUUCAAAAGACACACCAAAUAUAGCGUAUAAUGUAAGCUUGAAGGCGAUGCUGUCUACAAGUCAAGUAGCUCUAAAAUACGAGCGCAAAUCUAACAAAGCAACAGAGGAUUUAGACAGCGAUGAUGAACUAGAUGCUGAAUUUAAGGAUGAACGCGAUUCAAAGGUGAUAAAGACCAAUGUAAACUCACUACGAGCGGAUUUGUUGCUAAAAUCUGGACUAGGCAUGGCUAGAAACAAAGUGGAACUAAAUUUCUAUGAGAGCAAAAUUCGUGUCAAUGGUAAAAAGUUGCAGAAAAAAAGCGUGCAGCUUCAAGUAGGCGACGAGAUUGAUGUCAUACGCGGAUUUAGCCAAACGAAUCCAUCACAUCUAGUCGUUGCACGUGUUGUUAUACUCUCGGCUGGCGAACGAGAGGAUGGAUUAAACGUACAUUUGCGUCGUUACAAAUCAAUGCUCAUUGAGAACUACGCUGGAGCGAAUUCCUACAAAUCUUCCGAGCACACUGUACAUUAAACUUAAAUAAACGUGUGAUAAGCUCACUAACGCAUAUGUAAUCUCACAA
Drosophila busckii is the source of this 698-nucleotide messenger RNA. Its product is annotated as mitochondrial transcription rescue factor 1. NCBI's taxonomy places the organism in Eukaryota, Metazoa, Arthropoda, Insecta, Diptera, Drosophilidae. The coding region runs from base 56 to 649 and encodes 197 amino acids. The record is from RefSeq and is a predicted model, not a curated record. The transcript has 3 exons.